AAAAAACAAAACUAAGACAACAAUUGUAUGAAAUAUAUUUUCUUAUCUGAUUGACAGGUUGUGUGACCUCCUUCAUAGUGACUGGAUAUUCUGGAGGAACUGUCAUCAUCUACUGUUAUUAUAACAUAGAAGAGAAGAGUAAUGGGAAAUAUUUCUGCAUGGGGCAGAACAGUUUAAGUUGUGAGGAGAAAAUAAGAACAAGGAACACCAGCCGGGAGUGGAAUCACAGAGGUAGAGUCUCUCUGUUUGAUAACACUGGGGGAAACUACAUCAUGGUGGUCAUCAGACAACUGACCAGAGAAGAUGAAGGAACCUACUGGUGUGGAGUGGACAAACCUGAUGUACCUGACAGUUAUACCAAGGUGGAGCUGGAAGUCAAGGAAGAUAAAUGCUGUUUGAAGUCAGUCAGAGAGACGCUCUAUCUGGGAGGAGAUUUUCCCCUCAUAUGUAACUAUCCAGAGAAAUAUGAUAACAGCACCAAAUAUUUCUGCAAAGAAGAUAAUGACUUAAAUACUUGUUAUUACAUUAUCUCAGCUUUCUAUGACUCAGAGUCUGCUAAAGCUAAAAGAUUCUCUCUGACUGACAACAAAACAGAGAAAAGCUUCACAGUGACUUUCAGUAACCUGACUGAAUAUGAUACUGGGACAUACUGGUGUGGAGUACAAAACAGGACAAAAGACGUGUUGCAUUACUUUUCACUGAUUACUGAGGUACAUCUCAGUGUGAUUGAUUCUACACCAGCAUCAGCACCAUCAGCAACAUCUCACAACACAUUUGGUACCUUAGUAGUGAUCACUGUGAUUCUGGUUGUGGUGUUGUUCACUCUUAUCUUCUACAUUUUCUACAAGAGAAAAUGUAACACACUACAAGAGCUGAUCUCAUCUAGUAGACACACCUCUGGGAUAUCAAACACCCAACCAGGAAACAGUGAGGACAUGAGGGCUCUGAACACCCAACUAGGAAACAGUGAGGACAUGAGGGCUCUGAACACCCAACCAGGAAACAAUGAGGAGAUGAGGGCUGCAAACCAAGAUCCAACUUAUCAAACCCUAUCCAACUCUACAAACCAAGAUUCAAUUUACCAAACCCUGAAGUCCAACUCUGCAAACCAAUAUUCAAUUUACCAAACCCUGAAGUCCAACUCUGCAAACCAAGAUUCAAUUUACCAAACCCUGAAGUCCAACUCUGCAAACCGAGAUUCAAUUUACCAAACCCUGAAGCCCAACUCUGCAAACUAAGACUCAAUUUACCAAACACUGGAUGCUGGAAAUAACAUUUAAAAGUGAAAUUAUAGGGACAUUAUCCCUAUAUAACCUCUAGUGGUAGAAUGACUCUGUUUCUCUCCU
Messenger RNA from Esox lucius (northern pike), 1346 nucleotides. RefSeq lists its product as uncharacterized. The transcript has 5 exons. Lineage: Eukaryota; Metazoa; Chordata; Actinopteri; Esociformes; Esocidae. The record is from RefSeq and is a predicted model, not a curated record. Bases 159 to 1238 code for a protein of 359 amino acids.